AUGGCUGGCAACAAUGAGAAUGAGAUCCUGCACGAGGUCCAGGUAGUGCCGAACGAGGACGACAAGGAAGACGUCAAGAGGUCCCAUCCCUCACACUUCACAAUGGCCGACAUAAACGACGACAGCAUAGUCGAGGACUCGCCCGCCAACCCCGGCGCCGAUGUCGAGAUGGCCGAGGGCCUGGGCGAGGACGACACAACCGCAGUGGCCGGCCGCUCCGAGAUCCUAAACGAGGGCGAGGGCGAGGAGGAGCCGGCUCCUGAGCGUACAUCCUUCAUCAGCUACCUCACAAGCCCCGUUGUCACCCUGAUUGUCGGCGCCGGCGAGAACGAGACCAUCUUAACGGCACACCAAGCUCUGCUCGUCCUCAGCCCGUUCUUCAAGGAUGCAUGCGCUCAGUUCAGCGACGAUGGCAGCCCCCGCCAGAUCGAGCUCCCUCAAGACGACAUGGAUGCGGUCGGCUGCUUCCUAGAAUACCUCUACACCGGCGACUACUUCCCCAAGAAGGUACCCGGCCAGCGCACCCUCGAGACCGACCCGUCCAUCCCCAAGGUCGACGAGUCCGGCGAGCAGCUGCUCAAGCACGCCCGCGUCUACACCCUGGCCGAGAAGUUCCAGGUCCCCAACCUGCGCACUCUCGCCUCCUCCAAGAUCCACUGCGUCAACUCCACCGCCAAGGGCGAGAUCGCCUACGCCCGCUACGUAUACGCCUACACCUCCGAGGCAGACUCGACGGUCCGCGCGCCCGUCGCCAAUUUCUGGGCUAACCGCUCACACACCCUGCGCGCCGAGGCCGAGCCGGAAUUCAAGGCCCUAUGCUUGGAGUACCCUCAGUUCGGUUACGAUGUCCUCACGCGCGUCCUCGACGACAAGCUCAAGCGCGAGAGCAACGCCAAGAUGCACCCUGCCAGUGGCAGCGUCCGCAAGCGACCCCGUCACAGCAGCAAUGCUUAA
Messenger RNA from Diaporthe citri, 954 nucleotides. RefSeq lists its product as uncharacterized. Bases 1 to 954 code for a protein of 317 amino acids. The transcript is spliced from 4 exons. The record is from RefSeq and is a predicted model, not a curated record. Gene Ontology annotation, molecular function: protein binding. Lineage: Eukaryota; Fungi; Ascomycota; Sordariomycetes; Diaporthales; Diaporthaceae.